Molecule: messenger RNA, 1746 nt
Organism: Octopus sinensis (East Asian common octopus)
Lineage: Eukaryota; Metazoa; Mollusca; Cephalopoda; Octopoda; Octopodidae
Product: alpha-latrocrustotoxin-Lt1a
Exons: 3
Coding region: 102-1685 (527 amino acids)
Biological process (GO): intracellular signal transduction
Molecular function (GO): protein binding
Source: RefSeq, a predicted model, not a curated record
ACAUACUUACAUACAUAUAUUUAUAUUUAUUCAUAUAUAUAUAUAUUUAUAUUUAUUCAUAUAGAUAUAUAUAUAUAUAUGUUUGUCAAAAAGCCCUAGUGAUGGCUCAGUUAAACAACAUGUUGGCUCUCGUUAAUGUGUUCUAUGAAGCUAUUAGUAAUAACGAUGCCGAGAGGGUUGAAGCCAUUCUGAAAUACUGUCGCGAGAACCACUGCUGUUACUAUCUGGAUCUAGAUAAGGCGGUCUGUGUAGCGGCUCGCAAUGGUGCUACGACUGUUGUGGAGAUGAUAAUUCUCGGAUCACGGCCCUUGCCUUCCCUAAUCCAUACAGACGAGACGGGUAAGAAAGCCAUUCACCAUGCUGUGUUAAAUGGCAGUUUGGAACUGGUGAAAAUUUUGACCAGGAAUGGCUCUGUUCUCAAUCGAUGCGACUCCGAAGGACAGACCCCUUUAUUGCUAGCAUGCAACUGUGGGUUCACAGACAUUGUUCGUUUCCUGAUUAGUGAGGGGUCGCAUGUAAACCUUUCUCGUAACCACAAUGACGAGAGAGCCCUCCACAUCGCAGCCGGUGCUGGUCACAUUGAGGUGGUCAGGGUUCUGUUGGAAGAGAGCCGAGCAAAUAUAGAAAUUCAAACUCUGUUACUUCAAGGAGGGAUGACCCCCUUGCAUAAAGCUGUAAGGAAUGGACACCUCGAUGUCGUUAGGUACCUGUGCGAAAAAGGUGCUAAUGUCGAGGCACGCGAUGUUGAUAACAAAAGACCGAUUCACAUGGCCAUAGACACUGAUGCUCCGCAGAUUCUCCAGGUUCUCAUUGACAACAAUGUCGACGUCAAUGCUACAGAUAAAUUCGGUUCAUCGCCGCUGCAUUAUGCCAUUCAAAUAAAGAGUUUGGAAAUGGUAAAAAUGCUUUUGGAAACGGAGAGGGUAAGCUUAAACCAGCCUAACAGAAGAGGAGAUUAUCCCUUACAUCUAGCCGUCGCUCGCAGAUCUGAAGCCAUCACCUUAGAAUUGGUAAAAGCUGGUUGCAAUAUUCAUGUGGUAUCACCGAACCAUGAAACACCAUUGCUGCAGGCAGCAUCUAUCGGUAGCUACGUGAUUGUUGACAUUUUGCUGCGACAGGGUGCAAAUGUUAAUGCGCAGAGCAAUGAUCGGUUGACGGCGUUGCACAAGAUACAGUAUGCACGGUGUAGCCGUGAAGAAUCUGAUAGGAUAAUCAGCCGCUUGCUAGAAUUUGGUGCCUACAUCAACUGCCAAGACAGUCGUGGCUUCACACCUCUGCAUUCUACAGCGUGCACCUGUGUUAUGGGGCAGGUGGUACCUGUCUCCUCUCUCCGGAUCCUUAUUGGCGCUGGUGCCAAAGUAUCACACCACAGUCCGAACAGAAACUCUCCACUUUGUUGGCUUGUCUGGAAUGGUUGCUUUGAAGCUGCACGUUUUCUGGUCCAAGCUGGUUGGAACCUAAACCAAGAAGGUUGGAUUGAUUUACCAGGCAAAACAGAAGAACAAUCACGAUUCCAUGAAUGGUUGAAAAGCAUGAGAUCCUCCCCUUGGACAUUGUCCUGUCUCUGUCGUCAGUAUAUUCGGAACUAUCUGUUAGGGAUUCGUGGUGACCGAGAGAUCUUGAGUUGCGUCAAAGAACUACCGAUUCCAGUCAGACUAAAAGGAUUCUUAACAUAUUCAGAUUAGGAGAGUUCUUACAAAACACACACAAAAGCCGCAUAAAUAAAUGGAAGAAAAAAAACUAUUU